GACACAAUGUGGUUAGUUCGUUGAAAUGUUUUUGCAAAUAAAGUUUUUUUAGUAACGCGCAAAGUAAUAAAUAAUAUUUUUAAGAUAAAUAUAUUAAAUAUUAACUAAAAAGUUUAUAAAAAAACAAAUAAACAUUUGCUAAAGCAACACAACUCAAAAUAAAAGCAAUUAAAUAAAAAAUUAACACAAAUAAAUUAAAAGGUACACUAACGAAAAUUAGAAAAAAAAACCUAAAAAAUCUAUUCCCUAAUAAAACAAAAACUUAAAUAAUAAAAAAAUAAGCACUAUGAAGUACAUAUUAGUUACCGGUGGUGUUAUUAGUGGUGUUGGUAAAGGUGUUAUUGCCUCCUCAUUUGGUACUUUAUUAAAAUCCUGUGGUCUAGAUGUUACUUCCAUUAAAAUAGAUCCUUAUAUCAACAUAGAUGCCGGCACAUUUUCACCCUAUGAACAUGGUGAAGUCUAUGUGUUAGAUGAUGGCGGUGAAGUCGAUUUGGAUUUGGGCAACUAUGAACGUUUUUUGGAUGUUACUCUUCAUCGUGAUAAUAACAUUACCACGGGUAAAAUCUAUCAAUUGGUUAUAGAAAAAGAACGUAAAGGAGAAUAUUUGGGUAAAACUGUGCAAGUGGUUCCCCACAUAACGGAUGCUAUCCAAGAAUGGGUAGAACGUGUGGCCCAGACGCCCGUACGUGGUAAUUCCAAACCCCAGGUGUGUAUUGUCGAACUGGGUGGCACCAUUGGUGAUAUUGAGGGUAUGCCUUUCGUUGAAGCUUUCCGUCAAUUUCAAUUUCGUGUUAAACGUGAAAAUUUCUGUGUGGCUCAUGUUUCAUUGGUACCCUCACCCUCCUCGACGGGAGAGCCCAAAACUAAACCCACACAAAGUUCUGUGCGUGAAUUAAGAGGUUUUGGUUUAAGUCCCGAUUUAAUAGUUUGUCGUUCGGAAAAACCCAUUGGUUUAGAGGUUAAAGAGAAAAUCAGUAAUUUCUGUCAUGUGGCCCCAGAUCAGGUGAUUUGUAUACAUGAUUUGAGUUCGAUUUAUCAUGUACCCUUGUUAAUGGAACAGACAGGAGUUAUAGAGUUUUUGAAUGAACGUUUGCAAUUGAAUAUUUUGCCCAGCAAAAGGGAAAAAUGCUUACAACAAUGGAAAGAUUUGGCUAGACGUUCGGAGACAUUACGCAAGAAUGUGACCAUUGCUUUGGUGGGUAAAUACACCAAAUUCAAGGAUUCCUAUGCAUCUGUGAUGAAGGCUUUGCAACAUGCUGCCCUGGCGGCUGGUUAUAAUCUUAAUAUAAAUUUCAUUGAUUCUACUUUAUUGGAAAAAGAAACCCUACAAGAGGCUCCUUCCAAAUACCACAGAGAAUGGCAAAUGUUGUGUGAAAGUGAUGGUGUUUUAGUGCCAGGCGGUUUUGGUUCUAGAGGCAUUGAGGGCAAGAUUAAGGCUUGCCAAUGGUGUCGCGAGAAUCGCAAACCUUUCUUGGGUAUUUGCUUGGGUUUGCAGGCUGCUGUUAUAGAAUUUGCCCGUAAUGUUUUGGGUCUUAAAGAUGCUCAUACCACAGAGAUAGAUCCCAAAACAUCGAAUGCUUUGGUCAUUGAUAUGCCUGAACAUCAUACCGGACAAAUGGGUGGCACUAUGCGUUUGGGUAAACGCACCACCAUCUUUGCGGAUGAACCUAGUAUCAUAAGACAAUUAUAUGGUAAUCCCAAAACUGUAGAUGAACGUCACAGACAUCGUUAUGAGGUCAAUCCCAAAUAUGUGCCACAACUGGAAGAGCAUGGCAUGCGUUUUGUGGGUUGUGAUGAUACUAAAACACGUAUGGAAGUUAUAGAAUUAAGAGAUCAUCCCUACUAUGUGGGCACCCAAUACCAUCCUGAGUAUUUGUCCCGUCCUCUCAAACCCUCACCACCAUUCCUGGGUUUAAUUUUAGCCUCCGUGGGUCGCCUACCCAAUUAUAUAGCCAGAGGCUGUCGUCUAUCGCCUCGCCAAAUGUCCGAUGUAUCCUCCGAUGAAGAGGAUAUGUUGGUAUCCGAUGCGCUUAAACAUUUAAAAUUGAAUGGUAAUGCUAACUUAACCCCUAAUGGUAAAACUUUGUUAUUAAAUGGUAGUGCUUCAGCCUCAGAUUCUGAAGCUACUCCUGCUCCAGUAAAUGGUUCGGCUUAAAUUGCAUGCAAAUAACUAUUGCAUAUAAAGUUUAUACAUAUAUUUUUUGAAUAUUUAAUAUUAAAUAACGAAAUUUCAAGUCUUCUUAACUUGUAUUUUUACUAUUAUAAAGAAAACACAAUUUUUUGUCUAGCCUGUAAGUCCAAAUAAGAAAAAAAAAAACUUUAAAUGAAAUAAAA
Lucilia sericata (common green bottle fly) is the source of this 2334-nucleotide messenger RNA. RefSeq names its product CTP synthase (gene Ctps). The record is from RefSeq and is a predicted model, not a curated record. NCBI's taxonomy places the organism in Eukaryota, Metazoa, Arthropoda, Insecta, Diptera, Calliphoridae. Gene Ontology annotation, cellular component: transcription regulator complex; cytoplasm; cytoophidium. Gene Ontology annotation, molecular function: CTP synthase activity; DNA binding; identical protein binding. Gene Ontology annotation, biological process: pyrimidine nucleobase biosynthetic process; CTP biosynthetic process; regulation of transcription by RNA polymerase II. The coding region runs from base 287 to 2155 and encodes 622 amino acids. The transcript has 6 exons.